This is a messenger RNA of Sphaeramia orbicularis (orbiculate cardinalfish), 1173 nucleotides long. RefSeq names its product troponin C2, fast skeletal type, tandem duplicate 2 (gene tnnc2.2). Lineage: Eukaryota; Metazoa; Chordata; Actinopteri; Kurtiformes; Apogonidae. The record is from RefSeq and is a predicted model, not a curated record. The transcript has 6 exons. Gene Ontology annotation, molecular function: calcium ion binding. Gene Ontology annotation, cellular component: myosin II complex. Bases 117 to 599 code for a protein of 160 amino acids.
GUGUGUGUGAACCUUCACUUGACGUCUAGUCUCUCUGUUGGGGUGCACACGGAUUGACCACUCCUUUGGGCUUUUUUUUCCUUGGAUAUUUAGGGGGGAAAAGCUAAUCCACAAACAUGACUGACGCGCAACAAGAGGCCCGCUCCUACCUGAGCGAGGAAAUGCUGGCUGAGUUCAAAGCCGCCUUCGACAUGUUUGACACCGACGGUGGCGGUGAUAUCAGCACCAAGGAGUUGGGUACUGUGAUGAGGAUGCUGGGCCAGAACCCGACAAGAGAGGAGUUGGAUGAGAUCAUUGAGGAGGUCGACGAGGACGGUAGCGGUACCAUCGACUUCGAGGAGUUCUUGGUCAUGAUGGUGAGGCUCCUAAAGGAAGACCAGGCCGGCAAGAGCGAGGAAGAGUUGGCAGAAUGCUUCCGUGUGUUCGACAAGAACGGCGAUGGUUACAUCGACAGAGAUGAGUUCGCCAUCAUCAUCCGUAGCACUGGCGAGUCCAUCUCAGAGGAGGAGAUUGAUGAGCUGCUGAAGGAUGGAGACAAGAACGCCGACGGCAUGCUGGACUUUGACGAAUUCCUCAAGAUGAUGGAGAAUGUGCAGUAAACCCAAAAAGACUCAUGGACAUUCCUCCUCCCCCCCUGUGAAAUCCUUUCUGAUCCCUCAACUGACCUGCUCUGUCCACCCCGUCACACUCCCCUCCUCCCCUCCUGUCCACCUGGUUCACUGCCUCUCAUCUCCAUCCAUAUAGACAUCCUCAACAGACAGCUAGAGCACCUGGUGGGGGUCGUAGGCUGGGCCCCACUCUUCCUCAGCUCCUGAAUGCAGUGAAUGCCCAGAGCCCAUGGAUGCUGCGCUGAAACUGUACGCUGUGACAGGACGGCAAGGCUGUAGUGGGAAAUUCACUGCACACAUCUAUUGCUGUAUGCAUGAUGUGCAUGUCAUCAGCGACCCCCCCCGCUGCUGAUAAAGCUCUAAUCUAGAUGUAGUCUAGAUAGCUCGGCAGCCUGUUAUCUGCUGCUUAGACCAAUUAUUUCAAUCACUUCACUGUACAAAGAAGUAAUUUGCUUGAAGAGAAUAAAUGAACUAACACACGCUCACUUGUAGUUGGUCUGUCAAUAUUUAUGGUCUGUGUAAAAUUUUGUUUUGAGGAAUAUCAAUAAAAUCUGUUUGUUUCUUC